This is a messenger RNA of Pimephales promelas (fathead minnow), 6274 nucleotides long. It is a transcript of the gene suco, whose product is annotated as SUN domain containing ossification factor. NCBI's taxonomy places the organism in Eukaryota, Metazoa, Chordata, Actinopteri, Cypriniformes, Leuciscidae. Gene Ontology annotation, cellular component: cytoplasm; membrane. Gene Ontology annotation, biological process: regulation of bone remodeling; protein folding in endoplasmic reticulum. The record is from RefSeq and is a predicted model, not a curated record.
CGGAGCCACUCGGCCAGACAGCGCGUCUCAAAGGGGGGUUCAACACAGAAACUAACCAAAGUGUAUGUUCUGUCCCGCGAACACCCCCCCUUUACCUAUAUACAGUUGUAAACAAUUAGCAUUAUUAGCUAGUCUUGGCCUCUGCCGUCAGUAUUAGGGGAGAGUAAAUAAAAAAGGCGAGGAUGUUGGUCCCCGCGGGAAGAUAAUGAAGAAGCUGCGCGUGUUGUUGCUGUGCGCCGUUUUAGUUCUCCUGUGCUGGCACUCGUGUCGUCAUGUUUAUUGUUCAGAAGAGAUCUCCUCUGGCCCAGGACUCCCCGCACAGGAUGACAGCCGUUACACAACGGAGGAAUCAGGGACUGAUAAAAAGGUUGAGGAGGAAAGGGCGACACGCACUCAGUCAUCGCACAGCGUGGGCCUGGAGACCGAGACUGCUGCACUAAAGGAAACUCCAUUGCACUCACAAGACACCCCACACGAGCACAAACAGACUGUGAAUUUAGAAGAAGUGUUGGAGGAUCAGCAGAUUCAGCUUGAUUCUGCUCUCCCUGAGCUAGAACAACAACAGCAGCAGCAGCAACCAGAACCCCAGAACACCCAACAACAAGACCAACAACAGCAGUCAGCUCAACCACCAACACUCACACAGCCCCAAACAGCACCGCAUCUGUCCCAGACCCAGCCAGACCCUGAAACUCCACAGGCCACUGCAACAGAGGACCAGGCUGCCCAUGCCACCACUGCUUUGACCCCUCCACAGAGUGACCCACACGGAGAAGACCCCUCUGCACCUGCUGCUGAACUCCAGAAGAGCCCAGAGCCGGCCUCACCUACCUCAGCCUCCUCCUCCGAGAGCCCCUCCAGUGGACUAGACGUUCCGCAUCCUGAUGCCCCCGUAGAGAACUCUAGUGCCAGUCAGUGUGAGGUGGGCUCUGUGCCCCCCUUCAGUCAACCCCUUGACACAACACUCACCAGUGUUGUGGAGGAACAUGCAGAGAACCAGUCCACCACUUUGGGACAGAGUACAGAGACCAGUGCUGACCCGACUGCCUCUCUGGUCCCGAGUGAGCUGGACCUCACAGAGACGGGGCAGACCGACAGUAUCCUUCCACCUACAGAAAGCCCGCAGCAGGUGGUGGACCACGAGGGAAGUCCAGACCCUCCAGUGCCCAGUAAAGAAGACAUCCCCACCUUCGAUGAGUGGAAGAAGAAAGUGAUGGAAGUAGAGGAGAAGAAAAGUCAGUCUCUGCACACUUCAUCAAAUGGAAGCCCUCAUCCUGUCAAAAAGGUUCAAAAGAAUUUCAAGAAUAACUACGCUUCUGUCGAAUGUGGGGCCAAAAUCCUCUCGGCGAACAAUGAGGCCAAGAGCACAUCUGCUAUCCUGAUGGAGAAUAUGGAUCUGUACAUGCUGAACCCCUGCAGUACCAAGAUCUGGUUUGUAAUUGAGCUCUGUGAGCCAAUCCAAGUGAAGCAGCUGGACAUAGCAAACUUUGAGCUGUUCUCAUCUACGCCGAAAGAUUUCCUUGUGUCCAUAAGUGACAGGUAUCCGACCAAUAAGUGGAUCAAGCUGGGCACCUUUCACGCCCGUGAUGAACGCACAGUACAGAGUUUCCCUCUGGAUGAGCAACUCUAUGCCAAAUAUGUCAAGAUGUUCAUCAAAUACAUCAAGGUUGAGCUGCUGUCCCAUUUCGGCUCUGAACACUUCUGUCCACUCAGCCUGAUCAGGGUGUUUGGCACCAGUAUGGUGGAAGAGUAUGACGAGAUAGCCGACUCUCAGUACACCUCAGAGAGAACCGAGUAUCUGGAUGAAGACUAUGAUUACCCACCCGGCUACAUGCCGUCAGAGGACAAGGCAUCAAAGAAUCUGCUAGGCUCUGCCACAAACGCCAUCCUGAACAUGGUAAACAACAUUGCAGCAAAUGUGCUUGGAGGGAAACCAGAGCUGGAGGACGGAGCUGAAAUGGAAGGAAACGUUUCCUCUGGGACAGAAAACGUCACCCAGGAUUCAACAGAAACCACACUCACACCAGAUCCCACCCCCACUGAGCAGCCCGUUACGCUGGAUAUUCUUGAGUUGGAUCCUACUCUAGUGAAGGACGACUCAGAGGAUCCUGUUCCUGAAGCUCCUUCAGAACCUCCCCCCGAGGAGAGCCGUAUCGUCAUCCUCAUCGAGGAGGAUGAAGAGGUCACCCAGCCAACGGUGACCUUGCUGGAGGAGGAGCAAGAGGAGGAGAAAAGACCAGAGGAGAUAUGGGAGACGGAGAGCGCCACAUAUUGCGGCCACCUCUCGACUUUGUCCUGCUUAGCGUCUCUGCACGAACACUUCUACUGCUACUGUUCGGCAGCUUUAGCACUGCAGCGUCAGCGUAGAGACCGCCGCCACAAAACACAGCACGCACACACUGACACAGACACUCAAACUGCCCCUCAGCAGUCCGUCUCUGCCACCACCCCAACCCAAGAGCCCCCUGCGCCCUCUGAAAAACUUCCAGAAGCAGAGCGCCCCUCUCAAGCACAAACCGAAAGGAUUUCCCCCACUGAAACAGUGGCUGCUCCGCCUCAGUCCUCCAGUUGGGAAUCUGCAGAGAGCGAGCGGGAGCUCCCACCUGAGACCAUCAUCUUGGAGCCCAGCCACACCUCCACUCUUCCCCCACAUAGCUUCUCCGACACCCCCACCCAAAACAUUCCCGAGUCCCUUCCUGUGGGACAGCCUGUGGACCAACAUCCGCAGUACCCGGUGGACAUCCCAGAGACCCGCGCCAGUGGGAGCAUCUGCAGUAGCGCCCAGUCUCCCACCUCCUCAAUGCUCUCCUCCACCACCACUGAAACCAGCAGCCCAGAGACGGACCCUCCCAUACUGGAGCUUCCCGUCCCCACCAAAGAGCAGACGGUUCAGCCUAUGCUUACACACACCCGCCCCGCUGACAUCCCGCCUCCUACCGAACUUCCCAUCCCGCUUCCAGAGGCUUCAGAUAACGGCAGGGCCACAGGGGCUGAAGACCCUCACCACAGUGCUGUGGCCUCCCAACCCGAGCUUUCCGAAGUCCUUCUGUCUCAACAAGAGGAGGCGGUAGAUGACAUUCUGCUCCCGCACCGCACCGCCGGAGACUUUUAUGCAGAGCAGCAGCAAUCGGUGGAAAUGGGACACGGGAAUGGAAAUGGGAAUCAGGUGCAUGGAUCUAACCAGAAGGAAUCAGUGUUCAUGAGAUUGAACAACAGAAUUAAAGCACUGGAGAUGAACAUGUCCCUCAGCAGCAGAUAUCUGGAGGAGCUUAGCCAGAGGUAUCGCAAACAGAUGGAGGAGAUGCAGCGGGCUUUCAACAAGACCAUCAUCAAACUGCAGAACACCUCCAGAAUUGCAGAAGAGCAGGACCAGAAACAGACCGAGUCUAUACAGAUGUUGCAGAGCCAGCUGGAGAAUGCCACCAAGAUCAUGCUGAACCUGUCUGCCACCGUUGCUCAGCUCCAGCGAGAGGUUUCUGACAGACAGAGUUAUUUGGUGUUAUCUCUGAUCCUGUGUCUGACGCUGGGAUUGCUGCUCUGUAUGCAGUGCUGCAGGAGCUCACCCAAUCACAACACCAGCUCAGUCAUUCCCGUGAGCAACCACUACCCCAGCCCUAAGAGGUGUUUUUCCUCAUAUGAUGAUAUGAGUCUGAAACGGAGAGUUUCUUGCCCUCUCGUUCGCUCUAAGUCAUUUCAGCUGCCUACAUCAGAAGUAGGUCCUGAUGACUUGUACAUUGUAGAACCUCUAAGGUUUUCUCCAGAGAAAAAGAAGAAACGCUGCAAGACAAAAGCAGGGGACCGAGUGGAGACGCUCGGCGCCUCCGUCCCCUCAGUGCCAGCUGUUAACGGUGAGCCCAGGUGCAACGGCGAAUCAUCUUGUUCUCUUCGCUUCCUGCCGUCGACGUGCAACGGCUUCACGUCCAGAGACUGCGCGUCAGAGGAGAGCUCCGCUUCCACGCUGUCCGAGGAGUCUUUCGGCUGCGCCCCUGUGAUGAACGGACUCUGCAACGGGGCGCCUCCGCCCAAGAGCAAGGUGGAUAAGAGGUCUCUGAAGCGGCGGCGGUCCAGGAACGCGGAGCAGCAGCCGGAGGAGAUGAUGAACUCGCCUGUGUUUCCUGUGACCGUCAUGCCGGCGCUGCAGGAACUUAUGAAGGGAAAGGACACGUUUGGAAGGACGGCUGUAACGGGACGAGUUUGAGUUUUUCCUUUUCUUAUUCCAUCGCACCAUCGCUUUGAGAUUUUAUUGUCAGUGGCGAUCCUGACGCCAUCUUCACUACAUCCUGGUUCACAGGACUUUGGUUAUGUGCCUUUUUUUUCCAUUCGGGAUCGUUUUUGUUAUUCCCUUUAAGUUUUUUUGUUUUGUUUAAUUCUUCUAGGGAAUAUUAUGACUGAUAAACAUUCGCAAGUAUGAGUGAGUCUUGAUGUUGUCAUCUCUCAUUUAGAGAGAUGAGAGAUGCGCCGCAUCACCGUGACCAUGUGACCCGUCGAUGCCGGCGGCCCCCGCAUCUUUCUUUACACUAACAUGACCUCUUUCACUGUCCCUUUAACGCUCACGCUCACCUCCCUCGAUCCAAAUGAAAUGCUUGCACAUGUGAGUGUGUGACUCUGCAGCAGUCGUCGUCUGUGGUUGGUUUGUGGGACCAGUGAUGUCACAUUGCACAGGGCUUCAAUCCAGUGAACAGAGCUGAAUGAUGAACAGAUCCAGUCAUUGUUAAUUCUCUUUUCAGUUCUUUUAGAGCCAAAUUAUGGCCUGUUUCUCUCACCAUCUAGUGUGACCAACGAGUUCAGGCUGGGCCUGAACACACACACACACACACACACAGCAUCUCAUGCUCAGUAUCCAGCUCUUUCAAGUACGUUUACAGCUCAUUUUCUUCAUGUUCAGUAGAGCCGGCAUUAAAGACACAUGUAGAAAUUAGUAUAAUUUCUUAUAAUUUUUCACACUUUAUAUGUACACAGGAGUUUAGAGGGGACAUGUUAUUUUUUUUUUGCGGUAAUUAUUUAUGUAUUUAUUUAUUUAAAUGUGACCCAGGCUCUAUGAGAUUAUGGUCAUGUGACAUAUAUCGACAUACAUAUUGCAGUGGCCCCUCCAACCUCCAUGUUUAGAUUUAUUACAGAUGCACACAAGUGGUACGACAACAUCUUCCUGUUCUCUUUACACACCGUCUUUUUUUCCUUUUCUUUUGAGAAAGCUGGACUCUGAUCGAUUUCGAAUGAAAUUAUUUAGUAAAAUGUAUUUGAUUUAUUCAUUUAUUUUCCAUUCAAAUCAAAUGAAAUGUCAGAUAUAUCCAUUCUAACGCUCAUAAUGUGAUCAUGGAGACCCGUCUGGCUGUGAUUCGCUCUUCCUCGCUGGAUCUGUUCGGAUGAGCUUUGAGUUUCUGGAUUCAGGUGAAUCAUAAGAAUGCCCAAGCUCUCGUAUUUGCGCAAAUAUUAUGCAUGUCCAGCAAAGCAACCCUCUGGUCUGUCCUGCCUGUCAUGCGUCUUCUCUACUCACACACUCCCUCUUAUCACACUUUCUAUGUAUGUGUGUUUGCUGCUUUCAUAGUUGUUUUAAUGCACCCAAGAGACCAUUUGACAUCCCAGUGGAGUUUCUAUGUGUCACACUUGUGUGUUUUAUGUGGUGUCUAAGAUUGUGAUUGUUUUUGUUUCAUGCAGACGAUCCCAUCAUUGACCUUUUAUCAAACUGGGGUUUAGGAGAAUGUGAAUUCAUGUCACUUAUUUCAAUAGAAGGGAAAGAUUGGGAUGGCGUACGGUGGACCAUCUCUGUGUGAUUUCCAUGACGCAUUUUCCACUUUGAAACGUUUUACUACCUUUCUCCUUGUUUUUGAAUGCUAAUUGAUAUAUGCUUGUGGAUUUUGUGUUUAAGUAUGGAUGUUUUUUUCUCAACCGGUGUGUAUGUUGAUGAGUAUUUUUGAGCUGAAUUGUUCCAGUAUCCCAGUGAGUAGAGACCCCAGCAUGUGUCUCUCCUGUGCACUUUGGAGAACUCCACAUGCCUUGUUCUUUUUUUGUUGUUGUUUGUUUUUUGUUUGUUUGUUUUUUACUCCACACCUUGUACAAGUGCUUUUUCGAACCAGGCUUUUCCUAGUAUGGCGCCCUCUAGUGGCUAAUGCCUGAUUUAUUAAAACGUCCGCUAGGUGGCGCCCAAAUGAAAUCUCUAGUCUGUGAGAACGAACUGCACAGUAUUUGAUUUUUUUGUUCUUUUUCAAUUGUAACUACAGCGGUGUAGUGCCAUUAGAAACUGUGAAUUUAUAAAUAAAACACUUUGCUGUCUUUA